Molecule: messenger RNA, 1185 nt
Organism: Triticum turgidum subsp. durum (durum wheat)
Lineage: Eukaryota; Viridiplantae; Streptophyta; Magnoliopsida; Poales; Poaceae
Source: the annotation of a GenBank genome assembly
AUGGGGAGCUCCGCCAGCUGCCUCUGGAGCGGCUCCAAGUCGGGGCCAGGUCCAAAUGGUCCAGCGGCCGCGGCUGCGUCUCCUCGUUCUGGCCAUGUAUUAUCAAGAUCCGGACGAAAUAUACAAGUCUUCUCCCUAAAAGAGUUGAAAUCUGCCACACGGAAUUUUCACAUGACGAACUGCAUUGGCCGUGGGGGUUUUGGACCGGUUUAUAAGGGAGACCUGAGAGAUGGCACCCAAGUUGCAAUUAAAAGGCUUUCAGCUGAAUCAAAGCAAGGAACUAAUGAGUUCUUGACAGAGAUCGAUGUCAUAUCAAAUGUCAGGCACCCCAACCUUGUAAAGCUCAUUGGUUGCUGUGUCGAAGGGAAUAACAGAUUAUUGGUGUAUGAAUAUGCGGAGAACAACAGUUUGUCAAAUGCUUUGCUUGGACCAAAGAGUAGAUGUAUCCCUUUGAACUGGCAAACAAGAGCUGCCAUUUGUACUGGAACUGCUUCUGGUCUUGCAUUUCUUCACGAGGAAGCACAACCACGCAUAGUCCACCGUGAUAUCAAGGCUAGCAACAUCUUACUUGAUAAGACGCUGGCUCCUAAAAUUGGAGAUUUUGGACUGGCCAAGCUUUUCCCUGAUGCCAUCACUCACAUUAGCACGCGUGUUGCGGGAACCAUGGGUUACUUGGCUCCAGAGUAUGCACUAUUGGGACAGUUAACCAAGAAAGCAGACAUAUAUAGUUUCGGGGUGCUGCUUCUUGAAGUUAUAAGUGGUGAAAGCAGCAGCAAAUCGACUUGGGGGGAAGAUAUGCAUGUCCUUGUGGAAUGGACAUGGAAGCUGCGAGAAGAAGAGAGACUUUUGGAAAUUGUAGAUCCAGACGUGGAAGAAUACCCAGAGGAGCAAGUACUUCGUUUCAUCAAGGUGGCACUUCUGUGUACCCAAGCAACAGCACAGCAGAGGCCAUCCAUGAAGCAGGUGGUCCAUAUGCUAGCUAAUGAAACAGAAAUCGAUCUUCAAAACGCCGUCCCACCGGGUGUGCUGAAAGAACCCCGUCGUAAAAUGGGUAGUUUGGGGGAUUUGGCUCUGGACACGUCCUCGAGUCAGAGCACCAGAGCCAACGUGGCUGGCUCCUGCACCACACAGACCAGAGACAUGAACAGCUGUAAUUUUAGCACAACGGAGGUUUUACCUAGGUGA